GCAAACUACAACAACUCAGCUGAGGAAGGAGGGGCGCGUGGUGUUCUGCAGAGAACACGAAAGCUGCUAGCUGAGAAAUUUCACUGCUUGACAUCAUCGACUGAGGAAGUGAAGAAUCCAGGAUGCCUAACAGAAGAUCUGCUUCCAGUGUGCGGUCAGAUAGCAGUGAUGUGGACUUAGAAGGAAUGGCGGACAGUGAACUGGCCAAACUGCAACGCAUGUUUCGUCUGAAAGAAGGACAGCGCCAAGCCACCACCGUUGGGAAGCAGGAGCAGAUCAGGAGGCAGCUGGCAGAGAUGCAGACUCUUGAAAGAGAGCGCGAAGAGCUUCUCAAGAACCUUAAGAUUUCAGAGAGCCGAGCCAACCAGUCCCGGGACCAGGGCAGCCAGGAGAAACUGCACUCUUUGCUAGAACAGCAGGAUGAGUUGGAAGAGCAACUAGCAACAGAGAAGCAAACCAUCACAGAUCUUGAGCAAGAGAUAAGAUCCUGGGAGAAGAAACUGGCUGAACAGCAGAAACAAGGAAGGGUUUCUUCAGGAUCCAUGCAGCAGAAAGUCCAGGCACAGAAGCAUGUGAAAGUCAUGGAGAACCGAUUGGACCGGGCUCUCACCAAAUUUAAUUCUCAACUGGCGAAAAAUGCCAAGAUGAGAGAAGAAAUCGAUAUCCUGAGAAUUGAGCGCUCUCGCUUUGAGCAGCUCUAUAGGAAGUUAGAGAAGGAAUUGCUUCAAACCAGAAAGGAGAUCGGUGUUGUGAUCGACGAAUCAUCUGCUGCCUAUGAUGCCAGGGACGAAGCCCAAACAAAAAUGCUGCAGCUAAAGGAGAAAGCAGAGAAGGACCUUAAUCAGCACACGGCGGAGAUCAAGGAGCUCCAAAGGGUUAUUGACCAUGACCGCAGGCUAAAGGAGUUUAUGGGAAUUAAAACUCAAGAACGCUCCAUCAGUGAAGAGGUGCUUGACGCGAGGCGUAGGAGAGAGAGGCAAGAACUGGAAAAGAAGAAGAAAGACCCAACUGAAGAAACGAUAGAGACAUAUGAACAAGCUUUCCAGCAAAUCCAGUCUGUCACUGGGGAGGAUAACCUCGAUAUUUUAGUGAACAGGUUCAUUGAAGUGGAAGAUCGAAACUUUGCCUUAUUUAACUACGUUAACGAACAGAACAAUGAAAUAGAGAGAUUAACAGAAAAUAUCGCAGAGAUAAAAAAAGAGAUGGAUGCCUUCAAAGCCCAAGGAGUACGUCUCGACCAGGAGCACCGGUCAAUUCUGAAGAGUAUUGAAAGCAAACAAGAAGACACUGGGAAACAAGCAGAUAACUAUCAAGAAAAACUGAAAGGUGUCAUGAAAGUCUUAGACCAGCUGAAAACAGGUAUUGAUUCUGUUUUCAAAAAGAUAAAUUGCGACCGCUCAGUCCUGGAUGAAAUGUUGGGUUCCUCAUCCAGCAUCCGUGAGACUAACAUAAUGCAGUACCUCGGCCUUAUUGAGCAGAAAACUAACGAGAUGUUGGCCAUUCAGUCCUUCCUUGACUCCAAGAACUUCGAGAAGCCGUACAACCCACAAGAUACAGCCCGAGUCCUCCUGGGACAGCUAGAAGAUUUACACGCGCCUGUAUUUCAAAUACAACCACCUGGCACCGGAGAUGAUUAUGACAGUGACACGGAAUCUCCAGCAGCCGAGGAGGAGGAGAGACCCUUAACGCACGCAGAACUUCGGGAAAGAAUCAUGAGAGGGGUACUAAAAAAGGAAGAAAAAGCAACCAAGAAAAGCCAUGCCAGUGAACUCUCCCUCAAUAAGAUGUCCUCCAUUACCAAGAAAUAAUUGCGGGAAGAUAACGCCCAGGAAAUAGCUGAAAGCUAGACAGAAGUGCAAGAUUCCAGACUUCCAUGUAAAAUGUUUAAUGAAAUAUCCCUUUAUCACUGCGACAAUUAUAAGAAAAUCAUAACAGAAUAGUUUUCAGCUACUUGAUCCAUUAAAUGUUGCUUCAUGUU
Messenger RNA from Spea bombifrons (plains spadefoot toad), 1978 nucleotides. RefSeq names its product outer dynein arm docking complex subunit 1 (gene ODAD1). The transcript is spliced from 15 exons. The record is from RefSeq and is a predicted model, not a curated record. The coding region runs from base 123 to 1808 and encodes 561 amino acids. Gene Ontology annotation, biological process: outer dynein arm assembly; cilium movement. NCBI's taxonomy places the organism in Eukaryota, Metazoa, Chordata, Amphibia, Anura, Pelobatidae. Gene Ontology annotation, cellular component: axoneme.